UGGAAAGCAAUUUGCCAAUGAUUGAUGGAUACACAGAUGAAUUAUGGAUUGAAAAGUUUGCACCGCGUGCCUUCUGCGAUCUACUCAGUGACAUCGUUCGUUCGCAAAUGAUCAACCAUCUCAACUGAUAACGUCUAGUAUUUCUUCUCUUCUAGGGCAUCAAUCGAACGCUAUUAGAAUGGCUCAAUCUUUGGCAAUAUUUGGUUUAUAAAAAAGAUCUUUCUCAUUUCCGAACACUUCAGACGCGUCAUCAACAAAUAGCUGCCAAUGAAGCGAAUAAAGAUAAAAUUGGUUCAAAAGCGAAUGUGACGAAAAAAACCGAUGCCAUCGGAUAUUCAGUUC
This is a messenger RNA of Adineta ricciae, 342 nucleotides long. Lineage: Eukaryota; Metazoa; Rotifera; Eurotatoria; Adinetida; Adinetidae. The record is from the annotation of a GenBank genome assembly.